CAGUCCACUCCCCUGCAUGGAGCGUAUUAAGAGGAGGCCAUAGACUCAGCUUGGAUCAGUAACACAAUAACAGCUGCAUUCCAUCCAGCUCAUGAUAAUUAGCCUGUGUGUGUUACGUUAUGUAGGAUGUUUUUAACUGUUAUUGAUUUAAAUGAAUAGAGAUUAGCUAUUUAAAAAAAGGUGUAACUACACAAUCGAUAGUGAAGUGACAAGACCUGGCAGAACAACAUGAAUAUGUCACAGACCUAUCAGACAGAUCUGGAGGUCAUACUGGAGUUCCUUGAGGAACACUGCAGGCAAGAGAUGAGGGGCCAGUGGGAAAAUGCCAAUUUCCACGUGAACCAACAAAUUCUUGGAGAUGACUACGGCGUUCUGUCCCACCACGUGGAUUCUUUACAAGUGCUUUCCUCAACAAAGGCUCAGCAAGCAACUGGACCGCAAGUGAAGGAAUCGGGAUUUGAUUCAGCUGAACUAAGGGAAUCAGUCAUGUCCAUAGAGGAAGCUUUAAACACUCCUGCUGAUGAAGAAAGUCCUUUUGGUCAACAUGUAAGCCCCGAGGAAAGUGCUCAAUCAUCACCCAGCUCUACACCUGCAGGCAGAGGGAAAAAGCUGCGUCUCUUCCACUUUUUGUUCGAGAUGCUGGAAGACCCUGGAAUGGCACACUGCUUGUCCUGGGUUCCUGCGUCGGUGGGGGUUUUCCGUUUCUCCUCCACUUAUAAAGAACAUGUGGCUGCACUUUGGGGCCAGCGCAAGGGCAACCGAAGGCCCAUGACCUACCAGAAGAUGUCCCGUGCCCUGAGAAACUACACCCGCUCAGGUGAAAUCAUUAAAGUGAGAAAAAAACUGACCUACCAGUUUAGCGGAACAACUCUGUCUACAUUACGGAGUCAGCAGAGAAUGAAGAACACCAACGCUAACAGGGUGAUUUUGUAAACUCUUUUUUUUUAGUCUUUCUCCAUCUCUGGUUCGUCAUAAUAAGCAUGAGAGGCUUUAAAACAGCUAUUCUGUCCAGUGUGACCUGUACCAGCUAGAGGUGUUUCAUGACACUAAAUAUACACAAAAAUGUAAAAAAAAAAAAAGAAAUUAUACCAUGCUGAAGAAAACUAAAAUAAACGUUAAA
Molecule: messenger RNA, 1120 nt
Organism: Tachysurus vachellii
Lineage: Eukaryota; Metazoa; Chordata; Actinopteri; Siluriformes; Bagridae
Gene: spi2
Product: Spi-2 proto-oncogene
Exons: 5
Coding region: 229-933 (234 amino acids)
Biological process (GO): regulation of transcription by RNA polymerase II; cell differentiation
Cellular component (GO): nucleus
Molecular function (GO): DNA-binding transcription factor activity, RNA polymerase II-specific; sequence-specific DNA binding
Source: RefSeq, a predicted model, not a curated record